CUGAUUAAUUUUUUUUUAGGAUCAACAAUUACGGAAAGAUCUUUAUUUUCUUUGUUAGAUACACCAUCAAAGCCUAGUUCUAUUGAACAUCUUGCCGCUUCCUCUUUUCGCCCUGGUCGGAAAUGGACUCUUGCAGUCGGAUUCUCAUCAAAUGUGGUCAUGCUCUUGAACUCAUACGACGAGGUAGAUCCUUUUACUUGGCAAAGUCCAGAUCCUAUUGUUUCAAUGCGAUGGAAUGCAGCUGGUGAUUUACUGGCAUUAGCGACGACUGAUAAUAGAUUAUUUGUAAUUGACUAUAAAGGGACAGUCAUCUUUUCUCAGCAAUCUCUUGUAUCUACAAAACGGGAUAUUACAGCGCUUACAUGGGCUCAUGAUGAUCAAAUUAUUAUUUUAGCCUGCGGUGGUUGUUUGGCAGUGGGACAUGUAGUCGUAGGAGUUCCAUCUCUUUUUAGCCUUGUUACAUAUAACCUGUGGUUAAUGGUAAAGUCAUCUACUCGUGCUAUUGAUAACCUCCCAGUACCAGUCCGCGAACGUAAUGCGAUAAAGGAAUUUAACCACCAUAUUAUAAAGUGUCGUGUGCCGUCUCGCUAUGAAUUGAUUGGAAAAGUGUGUACACCUUCUGAAUGGAGGUGGUACUGCACAAUUAAACCUGUUCCCAAUAAAGCACAUACCUAUGUUUUGUGUAUGGAACAUAUGGGGGGUCUUGUUCCAGUACUUAUCGGUCGACAAACGAAUCGAAUAAUACCUCAGUUCCAAAUAUCGCUUUAUACGUCACCAGAUGCUUCCACCAGUGCAGGUUGCUCGCAAGAAGCUGGUUCUUCUGCGCAAGUUGAGGACGUCGGUGCUUUUGCUCGUCCAUCUGCGAAUCGAAGUUCUGUUUGGAGGAAAAGUAAACGUCAGAUUCGUGCUUUCAUGCAUCGGCGUGUCGCAUUUCGACAUCCACAGAGUCGGUUGGAUGCAAAACUGUUGCAGGUAACCUCAAAUGUUUGGUGUACUCGUUUUAAAAUGACUUCGCUUGCUACGAAUCUCCUUCCACCAUUUUUAGCUCAGGUCAUAUAUAAAACUUCUGUAUUACAUAUGCAGCCGCGGCAAAUGACAGUACAUUUAGCAGAUCUGGGCAACAAAAACCCGACAGCCCCACCUCAGCGCGUAAAUAUUUGCAGAGUUUAUGGUGAAAACGAGACAGCUGCUGCAGAGGAUAGGGUUUCACAAGCUUUAGUGGCUCCAUCGGAGAGAGAUGUACGCGGGUUAUUUGGGAAUCUCCAGCAGUACGGAAGGCGCCUUUUGGAUGACAGAAGGUGGAACGAUGAUGAAGAUUCGGAAGAAUUGUUAUCCGCGGAGGAAAGGCAACAGUACCAGAAUAUUAUACGGGAAUUUGAAGACCUUCGGUUGGCUGUCGAAAGGCACAUAUCAAAGAUGAAAGGUUUUGCUCAUGAUCUUGAAAAGUCUUCAUGUAGAUUUGAACCCCUGAAUAAUGAGUUGACCGGUGCUCCCGGUGUUGGAAAAGCUCCAAAAGUUUCUGCAGCACCGAAAGAUGUGCAACCCUGUACAGUAUGUAAAAUUCAGCGAACAGAAAUUGCGAUCGAACCAUCAACUUCUAAUGCAAACUGGCACAAUCAGUUCGAUGAUAUCGAAUAUAUUGAUGAAGAUGAUGCUGGGAUUGCUAUAACAAGCGACGACAAGAUCCCGCUGCUAAAUGUUCCAAAGUCGUUCAAUGAUCCGUGUAAAAAAGGUCUUCGACAGUUAAGCGAUAUAUCUUCAACACUAGAUAAGCUUUCUAAACUUACAAAUGAUGCCAGUCUUCGGCGAUCGGGAAACAAAUCCGAUUGUCAAGUUUCAAAUGAUUCCCCUCAAUCUGUCCAGUGCUUCAGAAUGGCUGGGAAUCGAAAUUCUAACAAGGAUGAAAAUAUCUCUGUGGCAUCACUUCGGUCACAUUUGCGCGACAUAGCGAAGAAAGUUUCCCAAAUUGAAAAGAAAAUUAAUUACGGUGAUGAGUUAUUGGACGAAGUGUGUGGCGAUUUACAGCAACGAGUUCAACAUAUCAAAGCAUUUCUUGGUGAACAGUUAGUUUCGACUGAAGAAAGGCCAUAUCUAGUCUUACAAAACAAAACUCCUUUUUGGAAUGAAACUAACCAAGUUUAUCAGUUAGAUUUUGGUGGCAGAGUAACGCAGGAGUCUGCCAAGAAUUUUCAAAUUGAAUACGGUGACAAACAAGUUAUGCAGUUCGGGAGGAUUGAAAAUGGAGCCUACACGCUAGAUUUUAGGGCACCAUUUACAGCUGUGCAAGCAUUUGCAGUUGCACUUGCCUCAAUUACUCAACGGCUCAAAUAA
Enterobius vermicularis (human pinworm) is the source of this 2331-nucleotide messenger RNA. NCBI's taxonomy places the organism in Eukaryota, Metazoa, Nematoda, Chromadorea, Rhabditida, Oxyuridae. The record is from the annotation of a GenBank genome assembly.